Diatraea saccharalis (sugarcane borer) is the source of this 792-nucleotide messenger RNA. Lineage: Eukaryota; Metazoa; Arthropoda; Insecta; Lepidoptera; Crambidae. The record is from the annotation of a GenBank genome assembly.
GGUUAGUGAAAACGGGUGUUAGUUUUCUAAAUGUGUAACUAAUUUGACUGUUAGUUUUUUUAAUUUCUUUUGUCGUUUUAUAUUUUUCUUAUAUUUAAACACACUAAACACAACAUUAAUUUUGUUUUUUAUUUUUAUUUCAGAAUAUGAAGUUCCUCGUUGCUAUCACUGCCUUGGUGGCAGUUGCCAUUGCUACUCCUACUAAGCCAACGAGCCAUGAGAUGGCUCAGCUGGAGGCUAUUGUCGCGGCCAUCCAUAGCCCCAACACCGACCCUGCCACCGCAGCGCUCUUACAACAACAGCUCGAGGAAUUAAUGGGUUUUCAACCCAUUCAAGUUGGACCUGCCAUAAUUGAUUCGCAGCCUAUCGAAGCCGGACCAUUCCCUAUUAUUCCUGAGCCUGAGAUCAUCGAAGCUGGACGAUUCCCUAUUAUUCCUGAGCCCGAGCCCAUUGUAGCUGGACCGUUCCCGAUAAUCCCCAAACCUGAGCCCGUCCAAGUUGGACCUUUACCGAUAAUCACACCUACACCUGUUGUCGUUGGACCCGUUAACCCCGAGCCUAUUUCCAUUGGGCCUGCCAUCAUUCCGUUCCCUGUUCCCGAAGCUCCAAGUGCUGUCCCCGCUAGCUCCAGCCCAGCCAGCAGCCCACUUGUUCAAAUCAUCCUGAACGUCAACCAGGCUUCUGACGUCAACCAGGCUUCUGAUGUUGCGCCCGUCGUACAAGAUAUUGCUGCACCUUCCACUGUGAAUUUUGUUAAUAACUUGCUCCGAGCUUGAAUGAGAUUUUCUUCCG